GUGGUCACAUUACGCGUUUCCCCCUUUUUUUUCAAGCUCUCGAACGCGUGGUCACGCGUGACGGAUAAGUUCAACCGAUAGCCGGUGAUUAUCUCAUCAAAGUAUUAGGAAUGAGAUAGCAAUAUCGAGCGACGCUCAGCCGCGAAGGGAGAUUAGUCGCCUAAAUUGCCGACACCAUCAUUCGGUCAUCAUUUGUGAAAACGAGGCAAAGUCUUUUUUUUCUCAUUCGGUGUUAAAAUCUCUUACGAGGUUAACCAUGCUGCGAGUCCUAGGUCGUUCGAUGCUUCCUGUGCAGCUUUUCGGGAAGGCCACGGAGAUUGUUCGCGUAUCUAGCGUGAGAUACUUGAAUUUACUGGAGUACCAGAGCAAAGAGCUCCUGCGGGAUUCCGGUGUGUCGGUGCAAAACUUCGCCAUCGUCGACGACCCAACCAAGACGAGUUCCGCCUUGGAGAAGCUACAUACCGAUGAAUUUGUGAUUAAAGCUCAAGUCUUAGCUGGCGGUCGUGGGAAAGGAUGGUUUGAUAACGGAUUCAAAGGAGGUGUGCAUCUCACUAAAGAUCGUAAUGCUGUUGCAAAUUAUGUGAAGAAUAUGUUAGGUCAUCGACUCAUUACUAAACAGACCUCAAAGGAUGGUAUAUUGGUGCAGAAAAUCAUGAUAGCCGAGUCAGUAGAUAUUGCACGAGAAACUUAUGUUUGUAUUCUCAUGGAUCGUCAAUAUAACGGCCCGGUACUGAUAGCGUCUCCAGCGGGUGGAAUGGACAUCGAGGCAGUUGCAGAAAAACACCCCGAACAAAUCAAAACCGUUCCAUUGGACAUUUAUCAUGGGAUUGAUGAUGAAAUAGCGAAAGAUGUAUGCAUUUUUCUGGGAUUCUCUGAUACAGAUAUUCUUGAUAAAGCUAUAUACGAAUUAAAAAACCUAUGGAAGUUGUUUGUGGAUAUCGAUGCCCUGCAAGUUGAAAUAAAUCCACUGGUGGAAACGACGGACAAACAAGUAGUUGCAGUAGAUGCAAAAAUCGCAUUUGAUGACAAUGCUCAAUUUAGACAGCAAGAUUUAUUUGCCUUGGAAGAUGUUAGCGAGAAAGAUCCCAGGGAAGUGGAUGCAUCGCGAUUUAAUUUGAAUUAUAUUGGUAUGGAUGGUAACAUAGGAUGUUUAGUAAACGGAGCUGGUCUAGCUAUGGCUACAAUGGAUAUCAUUAAAUUAAAUGGAGGAUCGCCAGCUAAUUUUUUGGAUGUUGGCGGUAAUGUGAAAGAGGAUCAAGUUUUCCAGGCAUUUAGAAUCCUCAGUGAAGAUCCAAAAGUCAAUGUCAUUCUUGUUAAUGUUUUCGGAGGUAUUGUAAAUUGCGCUACAAUAGCAAAAGGAAUUAUUGCAGCGUCGCGAAAUUUAGGACUUAAAAUACCGCUUGUUGUAAGAUUAGAAGGUAAUAAUGUGGCAGAAGCCAAAAAAAUUUUAUCUGAAUCUGGAUUACCUAUUCUCAUAGCAAAUAAUUUGGAUGAGGCGGCAAAAAAAGCGGUAAUCUCUGUAAAAGCAUAAUCAAUAUGACAGUACACUGUUCAUAUCUAUCUAAGACUGGCAACUUUGGUUUAUAUAAGGAAACGAUAACUUCACGCCAACAACUUAGGGUAGGAAACUCUAUACAAUUUUUUCAAGAUAGAAUGCGAAUAUCCUUAUCGAUUGUUUACAUAGUAUUUAGUUUUCACAUAUUCAUCUAUAUGCUCAAGCAUUUAAAAUGCUACAUAUUGUUGUUGUUGAAUCUUAUUGUUGCAACCUGCGAUUUGAUUAUCCAUAGUGACAUAUAUUCCGAUCUCGCAUUUAUUAACAUAUUGGAUUAAUCAUGAAUAUUGCAAAUAACUUUCUCUGUUAUUGUAAUAAAAUAAGAUUAUGUCGUUACUAGAAUUUUGAAAAAAAAAUCAUCUCAAUUCUGCGAAGUUGGAAUGUAUAUCAUGGUUCUUCGUUUUAUUUGUGGUAUUUAUAUCAUUGAGUAAGAUAUUUGAGAUAUCAUUAUCAAUCUAGGUAUACGAAUUCAAGACUAAUAUUGGAUGCAGAUGUCGGUUUCUAAUUUAGUCUUGUGAGUUGCUCCACAUUUAUUUUAGUUAAUUUCAAACGACGAAUUAUGUAGAUGGAUAUUUGUUUGUUUAUUAAUGUUAUU
Molecule: messenger RNA, 2147 nt
Organism: Pogonomyrmex barbatus (red harvester ant)
Lineage: Eukaryota; Metazoa; Arthropoda; Insecta; Hymenoptera; Formicidae
Product: Succinyl-coenzyme A synthetase beta subunit, GDP-forming
Biological process (GO): tricarboxylic acid cycle; succinyl-CoA metabolic process
Cellular component (GO): mitochondrion; succinate-CoA ligase complex
Molecular function (GO): succinate-CoA ligase (GDP-forming) activity; ATP binding
Source: RefSeq, a predicted model, not a curated record